Molecule: messenger RNA, 522 nt
Organism: Purpureocillium lilacinum
Lineage: Eukaryota; Fungi; Ascomycota; Sordariomycetes; Hypocreales; Ophiocordycipitaceae
Source: RefSeq, a predicted model, not a curated record
AUGGCUUUGGCUAACUACUCCCCGGCUAUUUUCAACGCGCUACCCGAUCUUGGGGAUAGUGGCCGGGAGUUCGACGCCCGAAAUGGCAACAGCCUGGUCGAGAAGAUCGGGGACCUCUUCGUCAAGCACAACAUGGAGUACAAAUUCGGCCUCAGUCUUCUCCACCGCCAUUUUGACAUUGGGGAGGAGGAGCGCAUGGUUGAGUACCGCGGCACGUCGUCCCCAUGGGGCGCCUGUCUCAGCAUGACCAGCCCUGCCAUUCGUGCCAUCAAUUGGGCCGUUGCCGACGAUGGCACCUUUAGGCCAUUUGAGUUCGAGUACAGCCCGGAUGAUCGCGACAGCAUUGAACCUUGCAACCCCGAGAAUGCGAAGUUUGCCGAUGCAUUCAAAGCUCUUCUUCAUGACGAGCAUGCCGCUGGUCUGUUCGGCAUCUGUGCCCAUCCAGGUCUAGGCUUCAAAGGACGUGUUGAGAUCACUGAGGGCCGGACCAAUAUCAACCUCGCUCCGGAACAUAUCUCAUGA